Messenger RNA from Pelmatolapia mariae (spotted tilapia), 10079 nucleotides. RefSeq names its product K(lysine) acetyltransferase 6A (gene kat6a). Bases 927 to 7703 code for a protein of 2258 amino acids. Gene Ontology annotation, cellular component: MOZ/MORF histone acetyltransferase complex; nucleosome; chromatin. Lineage: Eukaryota; Metazoa; Chordata; Actinopteri; Cichliformes; Cichlidae. The transcript has 17 exons. The record is from RefSeq and is a predicted model, not a curated record. Gene Ontology annotation, biological process: nucleosome assembly; negative regulation of DNA-templated transcription; positive regulation of transcription by RNA polymerase II. Gene Ontology annotation, molecular function: DNA binding; transcription coregulator activity; histone acetyltransferase activity.
GGCAGAGCCUGCUCGCCCAUGCCGAAGAUUGAGAGCUAGGCCGCGGAACAAGCACUGCUGCAGAACCACCCGCUAAGACCAUCUUAAAUAUUGCACUUGCCCGCUAGCCGAGAUGGCCGUCUGCAAGUUGCAUUGUGCCUCAUACAAGGCCGCGAUCUCACUUUUCAUCAGCUACUGAAGUGCAAUAGGCAUGAAGGUGAUCGGUCCUGGCUGCUCCCUGUGGUGAGAUAUCUGUUCCGUCCCAGAGCUGAGAAGCUCAGACUGCUGGAAGAGCGAAAGGGAGCAAACGUGAACAAGCGAAAAUAAGGAGACGUGGAUGGAGAGGAAAACUCACAAUCUUCUGGAGUGAUAUAAUUAUCAGAAACCUUUGUGCAAUUGUCCUCGCGUUUAUCACUGAAACACGAUUUUCAUGUCCCGGAGAGUCUGAGCAGAGGAGACUGCUGUUAUUGGCAGUCCUUGUUUUUGUUUUUUUUUUGUUUUUUCCGGGGGGCCGUCUAAACAGGAAACGCCUACAUUUUGUGAAAAGCCAAACCAAAAUCUGCCCUGCCCAACCUUGGGUACUGUGGGAGUAUAAGUUGGUAAUAGAUCUGAAGCUUCUUCUGCUCCCCCUGCCUCUUGCCAGGGAUCUUCACCUGGCUGGAAGUGGGUGGUGGGUGGACCAGAUUUUCACCAGGUGGAGGGUUGGCUCAGGGGGGUUGUGCUAUGAUCAGCUGCUCCUUUUCGUGCUGCUUAUACUCAGCUUCUGAGGGACUCUCUGUGCGACCCCAGGACAAGGGAUAGUAAGCUGGUAGAGGGCAAAAGGGAGGAGGAGGCGGCGGCGCUACGGCGCAGGCCAAGUGUUUCCUUGGCUUACAGUCUCUACUUUUUUGUGUGUGUGGUCCUUGCGGUAAGGCCCCAGUGCUUCUGCACCCACCCAGACAGCAGCCAUGGUGAAACUGGCAAACCCAUUGUACACCCAAUGGAUUCUAGAGGCCAUCAAGAAGGUAAAGAAGCAGAAGCAGCGACCAUCAGAGGAGCGCAUUUGCAAUGCGGUCUCUAUGUCCCAUGGCCUGGACCGCAAAACAGUUCUGGAGCAGUUAGAGCUUAGUGUCAAGGAUGGUACCAUACUCAAGGUUACCAACAAAGGUCUCAACUCCUACAAGGACCCAGAUAACCCUGGGCGCUUGGCCCUGCCCAAGCCCAAAGGUGUUGGCAGCUCCAGUGGCAGCGGAGGCGGUGGCGGCAGCUCCGGUGGCGGAGGUGGAGGAGCAGGUGGUGGCAGCAGCAGUGGAGGGAGCAGCUCUCACUCGCAUUCGGGGAAGAAACCGGGUCUCGACUGGAACAAAUUAAUUAAGCGGGCACUGGAGGGGCUCCACGAGCCGGGUGGCUCCAGCUUAAAGAACAUCGAACGCUUCCUCAAGUGUCAGGCUGAUGUGGCGGCGUACCUGUCGGGUAGCGGCUCCAUGGGGCCGGGCCUCUUCCACCAGCAGCUGAGGGUAGCCCUCAAAAGAGCCGUGGCCCACGGACGCGUGGCCAAACAGGGUCCACUGUUCCAGCUCCUCAGCCGUAGCAGCAACCAGGAUGAUGGGACUGGCACGGUGUCUCUGGAAUCGCUGCCUCCGGUCCGGUUGCUGCCACACGAGAAAGACAAGCCGGUGGCGGAGCCCAUCCCCAUCUGCAGCUUCUGUUUGGGGACCAAGGAGCAGAAUCGCGAUAAGAAGCCAGAGGAGCUCAUCUCCUGCGCCGACUGUGGCAACAGCGGCCACCCGUCCUGUCUCAAAUUCUCCCCGGAGCUCACAGCGCGAGUCAAGGCUCUGUGGUGGCAGUGCAUCGAAUGCAAGACUUGCAGCAGCUGUCAGGAUCAAGGAAAGAAUGCGGACAACAUGUUGUUCUGCGACUCCUGUGACCGGGGCUUCCACAUGGAGUGCUGUGAUCCUCCUCUCACGCGGAUGCCAAAAGGCAUGUGGAUUUGUCAAAUCUGCCAACCAAGGAAAAAGGGAAAGAAGCUUUUACAUGAAAAGGCUGCACAAAUCAAACGGCGCUACAACGCACCGCUGGGACGGCCCAAGAACAGGCCGGGGCGGCCCUUUAAGAAGCUGGGAGGGCGCGGUCGGCGGAAGCGCUCGGCCUCAGCAAACUCUUCCUCCAGCUCCUCCUGCGAAGGUUACCCCGGAGACGACAGGCUGCUUUUUUCCAUGCGGGAGGAUGGCGACCUGUCACACAGCAGCCUGCGCUUCAACAACAAGACCAAGGGCCUCAUCGAUGCCCUCACAAAGUUCUUCACGCCAUCUCCCGAGGGCCGCAAGGCACGGCAGGAAGUGGUGGACUACUCACAGCAGUGCCGCAUCCGAAAGAAAGCCAGUCGCAAAGGCGAAGGAGAUGACAGAGACAAUCAGGAAGGCAGCGACUGGCGUGACGAAGAUGACAAACUGCCCGGCCACGAGAACCUGACGGAAAAAGACAUCGAGCUGUUCAGACAAAUCCAGGAGCUGGCGCUACAGAAAGUCGGCGUGACGGGUCCGCCGGACCCUCAAAUGCGCUGCCCGUCAGUCAUUGAAUUUGGCAAGUAUGAAAUCCAGACGUGGUAUUCGUCUCCAUACCCGCAGGAGUACAGCAGACUACCUAAACUCUACCUGUGUGAGUUCUGCCUGCGCUACAUGAAAAGUCGCAGCAUCCUCUACCAGCACAUGAAGAAGUGCAACUGGUUCCACCCUCCUGCCAAUGAGAUCUACAGGAAGGACGACAUUUCUGUAUUCGAGGUUGAUGGGAAUGUUAGCACAAUCUACUGUCAGAACCUGUGUCUGCUCGCUAAACUGUUCCUGGACCACAAGACCCUCUACUACGAUGUGGAGCCCUUCCUUUUCUACGUCCUCACCCAGAACGACAGUAAAGGCUGCCACCUUGUUGGCUACUUCUCCAAGGAGAAGCACUGUCAACAGAAAUACAACGUAUCAUGCAUCAUGAUUCUUCCACAGUACCAGCGCAAGGGCUAUGGGCGUUUUCUCAUCGACUUCAGCUACUUGCUGUCAAAGCGAGAGGGACAGCCAGGCUCUCCGGAGAAGCCUCUGUCGGACUUAGGUCGGCUGUCUUACAUGGCCUACUGGCGUAGCGUGGUGCUGGAGUGUCUCCACGAGCUCCGCGACCGGCAGAUCACCAUACGACAGCUCAGCAAACUGACGGGGAUCUGCCCCCAGGACAUCACCACCACCCUGCAUAGCCUCAACAUGCUGGAGCAGCGGGGAGACCGACUCAUCCUGAUGCGAAGGGAGAAGCUGGUGGCCAACCACAUGGCUCGUCUAAAGGCCCGGCCACGACAGCUGGACGUCGACCCCGAGUGUCUCCGCUGGACUCCUGUCAUAGUAACCAACACCGUGGUCUCUGAUGCUGAUGGAGAUGAUGACGACGAUGAUGAUGAGGAGGAGGAGGAUGAGGAACCAAAGAAAGAGACUCGCAAGGAGAUUAAGCCGAGUCACAAGGUCCCACAGAUGUCCUGGCAUGUGCGGCAAGGGAAGAAGGAUGAAGAAGAGGAGGAGGAAAGGAAGACCUUUCUAGGAUUUCCGAUUGGCCAAAGCUCUCCAAUUCCCCCUCCAGUCCGAUGCCCACCGCCUGUACCAGAACCACCACGACCCCCUCCGCCAACAAAUGGCGAACGCAGGCCACGAGGGCGCCCGCCCAAAAACUGGCCUUGGGGUAAGGUGAAGGACAGCGCGCGGGUGGGACGGCCACCCAAAAUCCAUCCAGUAGAGGAUGAAGAUGAUGAGGACGAGGACAGGUCAGAGGGGGUAAAAACCACAGGCACUGUCAACAGCCCACCCUCCCUUUUCUCCUUGGACAGACAAGCGGACACGACAGCCUUUCACACACUCGACAUGAGCAGGCACCCUUCCAUAACCCCCACGAGACGAGGCCGGCCACCGAGGAAAAAGAGAGGCCCGAAGCCCAGGCUGAUAGAAGGUCCCGGAGAGGGUCACCCACAGCUUCCUGUGAUUCCCAGGCUGAGCGAGUCUUCUCCAGUCAGGAAGAGCCGCUUCAGUGAAAGCAGCGAAGAAGAGGAGGAUGACGAUGAUGAAGAUGACGAAGAGAGGGGAUGCUCCCCCCCUAUGCUCACCAAGUCAGGGCUCAAAUGCAAGAAGCCCAUGAGGAAGCGCCGCUUUCGCCCGCGCAGCCACCCUCACAGCAGCGUGGUGACUGAGACCAUUUCGGAGACCACGGAGGUGUUGGAUGAGCCUUUUGUAGACUCUGACUCAGAGAGGCCUAUGCCCAGGCUGGAGGAGGAGACUCCACUGGGUCACCCGCUGCGCCGCUACCCCCAACCGCAGUCUGCUCUGAGGUUGUCUGACCCUGCGCCAAAGAGGGGCCGACUCUCCAACCUCACAGAUUCGGAGGAAGAUGAGCUAACAACUAUGCCGAAGUCUGUAGCUGCUUUGACAGCAACCCCAUCAGAGACCCUUGGGGCCAACCCUGACAUCCCAGUCAAAAAGAAGAAAGGCUGGCCCAAAGGAAAGAGCCGCAAACCACAGCACUGGAAGAAAAGAGGCAAGCCACCUGGCACAGGACCCAACCAGAGAGCAGCUGCAGACGGCCAGGCCCAAAGUGGGAAUCCUCAGCAACCCAAAAUCAAGAUGAAGCCUGGUCGCAAGCCCCGGAGCUGGUACUUGCAGCGGGCCCAGGAGGAGGCAGACAGGCAGGAGCAGGAAAGACAAAGGUUGCUAGAGCAGCAGCAGACGGACAAAGUUCCUCAGCUGCUGCAGACGGAUGACCGGAACAGCAAGCAAGUCUGCAGAACUAACACGGACAGAGACGUCAAACAAAAAGACUCUGACGAAGAAGAUGACUAUCUCCCUAAGCCCGUUGAACAAAAGAUGCCCAGAAAGCGGGGGAGACCGCCCAAGAACCGCCAGCCACCACAGCCUACCCCCAAACCACCUCCCACCUCUGACCCGGAAGAAGAGGAGGAAGAUGAUGAGGAGGACAUCGAGCGAGCCUGGGAAGAGGACAAACCUAGCCGGCCACCAUCCCGUCCACUGCUUUCCCCUUCUUCCUCUUCUUCCACCUCAGGGCCCCGGGCCCCGCAGUCCCGGCCUCAGGACACAGAUAUGGGUGACAGAGAGGAAGACGAUGAUGAUGAGGAAAGGGAGGAAGAGGAGUGUGGCAGCAUGGGCAGUGGUGGUGGUAGCGUGAACAGGCGAGCGGCGGUCACGCCGGGUUCAGGAAGCCGGCGAAGUGACGACCACGAUGCAGACGAUGAGGGUGACGGGCAUUUAGAAGACAAGAGCAGCAGCAGUAAAAAGAGAAAAAGUCCGGACUCUGAAGACGAAGACGACGAUGAAGACGAGGAGGAGGAGUCUGCCUCGCACGCAAACUCGCCUCCAGUCAAAGAAGAACCCCCAGGUGUAGAGCCUUUUUUAGGCAUGGAGAACAGCGUGGCCCAGGAGUAUGUCAGCAAACAGGAGGAGGAAGAGGAGGAGGAGGAGGCUGAGGAAAGGGUGCAGGAGACCAAGUGCCGGCCCCCCUCAGCAGACCCUCAGCAGGAGGAAAGGAGGCGCAGAGAGCAGGAGGAGUCUGCUGCGGCGGCGGCGGCGGUGGAAACGGUCACGGCCAUGUCUGUUCCUUCUGAGCCAAUGGAGCUGCAGCCUCUGCACCCGGAUGAUAAAGACGUCACACUUUUGAUGGAACCCCAGCAUCCGCACUCCCACCCUCACCAGCACCCUGACUUCAAGGAGGAGCUUGGCCACCAUCACACGCACCACUCACAUCACCACUCCAAUGAGCUGGACCUGGAGACUAUGCAGGCUGUUCAGUCCCUGACGCAGGGGGAAGCCCAGGACGAGGAAACUGAGCCCCAGCCACACCACGGCGCUUACCAGGACUGUGAAGAGACCCUAGCCGCCUGCCGGACCCUGCAGAGCUACAGUCACACGGGCGAGCCUGAAGAGGAGACCCUAGCCUUAGUAGAGGAAUGUGGAGCCUCCCAGCACAGCAGCCCCCUCCCUAAUCCACCAGUGCCCCCGCUGCCCAGUCAGUCUGUGCGCUCUGUGAACAGCCCGGGGCUGCAAUCGGGCAUCGUGGAUACGACACCAGCAGGGCAAAGGGGUGGAACUCCUGGCCCCACCGGAGCAGGGAGCAGUGGCGGUGGCGCUGGAGGUGGCUACACACAGAUCACUCCAGAGCAUCCCAGUUCGCUUUCUGCCCCCUCUCAGCAGAACAUGGAGACGUCGCCGAUGAUGGAUGUGCCGUCUGUGUCGGACCACUCGCAGCAGGUGGUGGACAGUGGCUUCAGUGACCUGGGCAGCAUUGAAAGCACUACAGAGAAUUAUGACAACCCCAGCAGCUACGACUCCACCAUGGGUGGAGGGGGCAAUGGAACAGGAAAUGGAGGCAAUGGAGGAGGAAUGUCUGCUGCCGUGGUCGCCGGGGCUUCAACGGCUUCAGCGUCCUCGGCGUCCUCUUCUUCCAGCUCUGCAACCCCUUCUUCCUCCUCUCAGUCAAACAGCUGCUCCUUCGUGCCAGCCCCCAGCCUCACAUCUUCCACAGGAAAUGCCGCAUCCCAGCUAGCGAUGGGCAGCUGUAGCCUCAUUCAGCAAACAGGACCAGGGCCCAACAGUGGACCAGGUGCCAGCAACGUGGGCAGUGCUGUGCCCCAGCCCCCGCCUCCCCCACCGCCAUCCAACACCCCCAGCUGUGGCAUUAAGUCUCCUCAGAGCUGUGGUGUGAUUGAGAGGCCUCCCAGCACCAACCAGCAGCAGCAGCAGCAGCAAUCAACAAAAAAGGUUCCUCAACAGCAGCAACAAGCGCCCAACCCUCAGCCUCCACCCUCGGCCCCGCCACCACCACCACAGCAGGCCUUGUCCCAGUGCAGCAUGGGCAAUGGCUUUGCCUCCACGCCCAUGAUCAUGGAGAUUCCAGAGAGCGGAGGUGGAGGAGGGGGCCGCACCCUGUAUGAGCGCAUGGGUCAGGACUUUGGUACAGGGGGCUACCCCCAGCCCUCGGCAACAUUCAGCCUGGCCAAACUCCAGCAGCUCACCAACACCAUCAUGGAGCCCCACGGCAUGCCCUACUCUCACUCCGCUGCUGUUACCUCCUAUGCCACUAGUGUUUCUCUCUCCAAUCCUGGGCUGGCCCCUUCACCCCACACUCCCCUUCCUCAGGGGCAGCCCACUAUGACCCCACCUCCUAACCUUAGCUCUGGCUCCAUGAACCUGGGCUCUCUGCAGCUGCAAUGCAACAUGCCCACGACCAACAUUGGCCUAGGACCUCCACCGCACACACAGCGGCUGCAGGGCCAGAUGACUACCGUCAAAGGCCACAUUUCCAUUCGGUCCAAAGCCACUCAGCAGCUGGCCCCGGCCCCGCACCAGCAGCAGCUCUAUAGCCGCAGCUCGGGGACCGUGGCCAUGCAGGGUACGCCGCGCACCUUGGCCGUGCAGCGCGGCAUGAUGCCAAACCUCAUGCCCACGGCACCGUAUAAUUCUAUGAACAUGACGACUCUGAACCCCAUGUCAGCCAGCUACCGAAUGGCUCAGCCUAUGAUGAACAGUGGCUAUCACAGCAACCCCGCAUACAUGAAUCAGCCAGCUCAGUACCCCAUGCAAAUGCAGGUGGGCAUGAUGGGAGGGCAGGGCUACCCACAGCAGCCUAUGCAGCCCAAUCACCAUGGGAACAUGAUGUACACUGGCCCCUCCCAUCACAGCUAUCCAAAACAGCCACAUUACAUGAGCAGAUGAGCAGCCAAGAAGUGAAAAAAGGAGACAGAAAGGGGCCAGAGCGUAUGCUCGCUGUACUCUAAAUGUCCAUUAGUCCUGUUCACCCUCUCCAGUGCCUCAGAGGCACCAGUGGAGUGAAGGUGAUGGGGACAGAGAGGGUCUUUGGGUUUCCUGUUUUUUGUUUUUGUUUUUUCUGUGUUGUCAUUUUGUCCCUUUUUUAUUUGGGCUCGUCUCCCCCUCCCCUCCCAGCUGGCUGUGUAUGGGAGUAUUUGGGCAGGAUUUGGUGUGUACGUGGACCUCGGCCGUGCCGUGGAGCUUCAGGCCAGGCCAGCACACAGGCCCAGGAGUCCACUCCUCCUCUCGACACUGAGGAGGACAGUAAGGAACGACGAAGUAUGACGAGGAAAAGUCCACAGAAAAGUCCACAAGGUACAGGAGUACCUGGCCUGGUCAGACUGUGAACGGUGGUUACUGAGUAUAUUCAACCAUGCACACAAUCUUUUAACAUAGGAAGCCUUACCUUGAAAAAAGAGACGAUGAAACAUUGCAGGCGGACUGUUGUUUUAUGUUAAAAAUACUGUUGACCUUAUUUUUGUUGUUGUUUUUGUUUGUUUGUUUGUUUUUUAAUACGUGUGUGCAGUCCGACCUCCUUACAUGCUUUGAUCUUUAUACGCGUGGCAUUCUGAAAUGGUGAUUGCACCCUCUUGCUCUCUCCGAAAUGCCCAAACAUCUCCGGCGCCGCUCGGCCCCACGGCUUUUCGUGAGUUCCAGAAGAGCACAGUGGAGCAGGGCCUCGGGUGUUUGAGGUGUUUGACUGUUUUCCAGAGUCUCUGUCUUCCUGGAUGGACAGUGUUGUACCAAAAACACAGCAAAGACACAGAAGAGACUAGCGUGUUACUGUCAUAUUAUAUAUCCAUAAAUGAAACAAGUAGCAUUAUUUUCCAGUUUGCCGCGACUCUGAAACAUUUCGAUGUAAAUAUUCUGGUACUUCCCAAUAUUCAGCACACACACACAUACAAACACACAUAUAUAUAUAUAUACAUACAUACAUACAAACACACACUGACUAGCUGUCUCCAGUUGGUGGCUAGCUCAGGAAACAUUCAACUGUUUUUGUCCACACUCCACUGACAGAUGGUAUACAAUGUCAGCCUUUUUUUUAGCAGCUUAGGGAAUGCAGAACAAACGGUGGGAUUUCCAUGUAACUACUUUAAGGAAAGUCGGUUAACUAUAGGUGACCUCGCCUCCUUAAGUGUUAGUGACCCAAAGAGGUCGAGGAGUCUGCUUCUGAAUGGUGUGUUUUUUGUAAAAUGUGUUUUUUCUUUUGGGUUUUUUUUUUUAUUUUGUUUUUGUUAUUGUUGUUGUUUCUGUGCUCCCAUUGGCUAAAAAUGUGGCAGCGGACGGUUAGCCUUUGUGAAGGUGUGCCUGAAUGCUCGAUCUAGCGCGAGGUUUGGCCCUGGGAUUGUAGCUCGGUUAUAGAAGCAGGGUCGGAGGCAAGGAUCGGAGGUCCCGUAGGGUCGUGGUUGACUUUGUUGGGCCGCGUACCGGUAUUCUUAGUCAAAAGAGGAGUAUUCAUUUGUCAUACAGACCUGGCAUACAAACUUUCUUUGUGUGUAUUCUGUUCUGUAUUUACUUUUUUUGGUUUCAUUUCUUUUCUGAAUUUUGUCAGACUGGGCAGCUUUCUUUUAUGACACAAGCUGACUCUUUUUGACUUUAGAAACCUAUUGUAGAGAAAAUGUUUUUUCUAUAAUAUAAAAGGAAAUUCUGACAUUGAUAUUGGUACUGUCAUUUUUUUCACUUCUGUUUCAGGAAACGACAAAAAAAGCAUAUUUUUUAGCUCGCCUCUUGGGUAAUAAUUACUAAGAAACUCAAAAUUUAAAAAAAUUACCACUCACUUUUAGUGACUUUAAGAUGCCUUUAACCUCUCCAUUCCAUCUCAUCUCUAGAGUUUUUCUAUCUUUGUGUAGUAUAUUAAUGCUAUUUUAAACAAAAGGACUACAAAUAUCUAAAGGUUACUCGGCAUUCUUUUUGUUUUCUUUUUUUUUGUUUUUUUUACUUCUGUGUGUGCAUAGGAUGACUUCCUUACAUUUAAGAGGCAUGUAAAAAUGAGCUCAGUAUAUUUCUGUCUGUUUAUAUUGCUUCCCUUUUUGUAUCCUUUGUAAUUGUACAUGUUGCGUUGUAUGCUAAGAGAGAGCGCAAAAUAAAGAGGGUGGGGGGACGGGACAGCUGGGCACACAGUGAAGGUUGAUUUGAGCUCAGCUGCCUCAACUCUCGACUCUGUCCCUGUAUGUAUUUCCAUUUUUUUCCAUUUUGUUUUUCUUUCUUAGCAAGUACUUUCAAAGAACUCUGUACAUUUUAACAUAAAAUGAAAAUAAAUUAUGUUGAGCCAUUCAUGUA